AUGACCGUCCAAAAAAUUUCCUUAAAAGUUAAUGCCUGUCUAUUUGAUGUUGAUGGUACAAUCAUCAUUUCCCAACCAGCCAUCGCCGCUUUCUGGAGAGAUUUCGGUAAAGAUAAACCAUACUUCGAUGCUGAACAUGUUAUAAAUAUUUCUCACGGUUGGAGAACUUAUGAUGCAAUUGCCAAGUUUGCUCCAGAUUACGCUAGCGAAGAAUAUGUUAACAAAUUAGAAGGUGCUAUUCCAGAAAAAUACGGUGAAUAUUCCGUCGAGGUUCCAGGUGCCGUUAAAUUGUGUAAUUCCUUGAACGAGUUACCAAAGGAAAAGUGGGCUGUUGCCACUUCUGGUACCAGAGAUAUGGCCCAAAAAUGGUUUAAAUAUUUGCAUAUCAAGAGACCUACUAAUUUCAUUACUGCCAAUGAUGUUACUCAAGGUAAACCUUACCCAGAACCAUACUUGAAGGGUAGAACCGGAUUGGGAUAUCCUCCAAACAAGGAACACCCAGAAUUAUCCAAGGUUGUCGUUUUCGAAGAUGCUCCAGCUGGUAUCGCUGCCGGAAAAGCUGCCGACUGUAAGAUUAUUGGUAUUGCCACCACUUUUGACUUGGACUUUUUGAAGGAAAAGGGGUGUGACAUUAUUGUCAAGAAUUUGGAAAGCAUUUCCGUCGGUGGAUAUGACGCCAAGACUGAUGAAGUAGAAUUGGUAUUCAAUGAUUACUUAUAUGUUAAGGAUGACAUACAACAAUGGAAAUAG
Molecule: messenger RNA, 750 nt
Organism: Saccharomycodes ludwigii
Lineage: Eukaryota; Fungi; Ascomycota; Saccharomycetes; Saccharomycodales; Saccharomycodaceae
Product: HAD family hydrolase
Exons: 1
Coding region: 1-750 (249 amino acids)
Biological process (GO): glycerol biosynthetic process; response to osmotic stress
Molecular function (GO): beta-phosphoglucomutase activity; sn-glycerol 1-phosphatase activity
Source: RefSeq, a predicted model, not a curated record